Messenger RNA from Coffea arabica (coffee), 1059 nucleotides. Lineage: Eukaryota; Viridiplantae; Streptophyta; Magnoliopsida; Gentianales; Rubiaceae. The record is from RefSeq and is a predicted model, not a curated record.
CCUCGUUGCUACCUACCAAAACCACCUUUACCACCAAGUCCGUGACCAGUCUAACAUGAAGAUAACCUUAAUAAGGCAGUGCACCAAGUUCAGGCUAGAACAAUUCCGCCACUCCCUCGUACUCACUCUGCUCGAAACCCACAAAAGAGAUCAGCAUCUUUUGAACCCAACAGUCAUUGACUCGUUCCGAGGUUAUCUUGAAGAGGUGAAUGUCAAGUCCAAGGCCACCCCGGGCUCCGUCCUCAUUACCACCGCUCAGGGUGGCUCAUUCUGCAGAGGAUUCGACUUCAGAAAGAAAAGGUGUAGAUUAAUGCAAUUACUCGUGACAAAUAAGUUGUGGUGUAUCAACUCGAUCAGGUAUGUCCGGUCCCAUGCUGGAGGCUCAGAGGAUAAAGCAUACAAAGAAAUGAAUGAUGGCUUCAAGGAUGUGGUAAAAGACUUGAUUUCCCUUCCGAUGCCCACCAUAGCAGCAAUUAAUGGCUAUGCAACGGAGGCAGGGCUGAUACUUGCUCUCAGCCACGACCAUCUCACAAUGAAGCAAGUCGUUGAGCCGUAUCUGCGAGCUGAGCUUUUGUCCAGGAAAAGGAGCUACCCCGGCUACUUCGCUGCCCUGAUCAGGUCAAAAGUAGGCUGCCCUUUGGCUCGUCGUAAAUUGCUGUUGAGGGACGUGCAGAUUGAUGCAGAAGAAGCAGCAAAGAUCGGACUUCUGGAUUGGAACCAUGAGGUUGCAAGCGAGAAGGAUGCCUUGGAAGUUGCAAAGACACAGGCAGACGAACUAGCGAAAAAGGAAUGGAAUGGCGAGCUUUAUGCUGAGAUGAGACAACUUUUGUAUCCCGAGCUGUGCAAGGAAUUGGAAUUGACUUCUAGCCAUAGUUGUUAAACUCCCAAUUCUUCUGUUACGGUCUUAAGAUUGUAAUAAUACUAGUAGUAUUGUAGUAAUAGCUAGUACCAUAAUAACACUUGCCGGUUUGGGAUCGCAUAUGCCUUGUGGUAUACAUUCAGCUUUCUCUUACUAUUGGAGUAACAAGAAUGAAUAUGCAGUUUUUGGGCACUCGAGAA